CAUUAUGACUAAUUUGUAAUCAAAUCCCUAAAACAAAUCACGUUCCUUGAAACACACACGCUCUUCCCCCUUUUUCUCCCUCUCUCGACCUUCUCAAAGCUUCCAACUUUUCCUGCAACUUUUAAGAAUGUCCUACUCCGAUAGUAAUUCGGAUCAACCCUCACCGGCUACCCGUCUCUACAACCCCUAUCAGGAUCUUCACCUUCCUUCCCAAACACUCUACCACCUUCCCACCUCGCCGGAAUUCCUCUUUACCGAAGAAUCUCUCCGCCAACGCCGCUCCUGGGGCGAAAACCUUACCUUCUACACUGGCUCCGCCUACCUCACCGCAUCUCUUGCUGGCGGCGGCUCCGGGUUCUUCUCCGCCCUCCGAUCCUUCGAGCCCACUGACACCCUCAAGCUCAAGGUCAAUAGGAUCCUCAACUCCUCUGGCCAUUCGGGUCGGAUCUGGGGCAACCGGGUCGGGAUUGCGGGUUUGAUUUAUGCCAUGAUGGAGAGUGGCAUCGUAGCGGUCACCGAUAGGGAUGAUGUGUGGAGUAGCGUGGCAGCUGGGCUUGGAACUGGGGCGGUUUGUAGGGCGGCCAGAGGGGUUCGGUCAGCGGCAGUGGCAGGUGCUCUUGGUGGAUUAGCUGCUGGUGCGGUGGUGGCUGGGAAGCAGGCGUUGAAGAGGUAUGCAAUGAUUUGAAGGAAAGAGAGCUAGAGAAAAAGGAGAGAUCAAAUUAAAAGAAAAGGGAAAAAAGGGUUUUUAGGUUUUUUUUUUUAAAAAAAAAUUAGUGUAAUUUGUUUCAGUUUUGAGGAUGAAUCUGUUAGUUAUUAUAAUGAUUAAAAACCUGUUGGAAUGAAGGAUUUCAAAGGAAAUUAUUAGCAGAAGAAUGAAAUAACUGAUGCUACUUGUGAACUGGUCUGAUCGAUGAUGAAUAGAAUAGCAUUUUAUUGUGCCAAAA
Messenger RNA from Populus trichocarpa (black cottonwood), 944 nucleotides. Its product is annotated as mitochondrial import inner membrane translocase subunit TIM23-2. Gene Ontology annotation, biological process: protein import into mitochondrial matrix. The coding region runs from base 128 to 685 and encodes 185 amino acids. Lineage: Eukaryota; Viridiplantae; Streptophyta; Magnoliopsida; Malpighiales; Salicaceae. The record is from RefSeq and is a predicted model, not a curated record. Gene Ontology annotation, cellular component: mitochondrial inner membrane; TIM23 mitochondrial import inner membrane translocase complex. The transcript has a single exon. Gene Ontology annotation, molecular function: transmembrane protein transporter activity.